Messenger RNA from Anneissia japonica, 3243 nucleotides. RefSeq names its product proton-coupled folate transporter-like. Gene Ontology annotation, cellular component: plasma membrane. The coding region runs from base 1361 to 2827 and encodes 488 amino acids. The record is from RefSeq and is a predicted model, not a curated record. Gene Ontology annotation, molecular function: transmembrane transporter activity. Gene Ontology annotation, biological process: transmembrane transport. The transcript is spliced from 5 exons. Lineage: Eukaryota; Metazoa; Echinodermata; Crinoidea; Comatulida; Comatulidae.
AAGAUACUACAAAUAUAAUAUAAGCCAAGAUAAGAAUGAUUGAAGUCAAUGUGUUAAAGAGGUUGAUUAUUUUCGAUUUAAUGUUAUUAUGUUACCACUAUGAUUAUAUUUUACCAUUGUAGAUAAAUCUCGCGAACGAAUCAUAUUUUAGACAACCUUUGCUUCUAGUGUUUCUCUUGCCAUUCAAUGCAUCAUUAUUAUUGUUAUUCAAUUUAGGUGAAUCAUUUGGCCAUCUCAUAGGCGCUGUGUCUAUAUAAUGUUUUUGAAUUCAUACCAUUAUUAAUGUUUAUGAUUGAUAGUGAAAUACAUUGAAUUGAAAAUUAAUUGAAAGAGUAGGAUGUUCUUAAAAUUUAAUACAUAACAAACUAAUCCAUUGAACAGUUAAGUGUGCAUAUUUAAAUAGUCAAUUAUGCCUACGCAAAAUUGAGAACAGGAGAAGCAAUCGACUGUGUAAUUUAUCCCUUAAUAAAUCGAAUGGUUAUUUAAUGCAACAGAAUGGUGAAAUUAACAUUUAAUAUGUAAAAAAAUCUGGUUAUUCAAGUUUUAAUCGCCUAAAAUAAAUCCAUUUUAUUUUUACCAAUACAGGUGUAUAACAUUUGGAAUGAAGUGACCCUUAAACCAAAGAAGUUAAACAAUUAUGAAGAGAACCACCAGUAGUACGAGUUUAAUCAUUCAACUGCUUAAAGGAAAACAAUCAUCACGAAAUAAAAAAUUGAAAAUUUAGAAUUUUGUGUUUGACGUUUAUAGAAUAUAAAAUAAUGAUUGCGAUAUAGAAUUAGAGUAUAAUGAAUUAGUGGUAUCAACAUGAAUAAAUAGCCUGCAUACUGAAAAAAAACCCGUGCGUAUGACAAUCUUUUUAUGUGUUUGAAACCACAAAUAACAAUUUGUAUUAAAUUGUUAAUUUGCAAGCUAAAAAAUCAAAAUGUUUCAUACUAACAUAACAUUCGUACUCCCGUCAUUAAUUUCAUGAUUUACAUAAUUAUAAGUUAGGCCUUUAUAAUGUAUUAUAGAAAAUGUUGAAUAGGUUAGAUGACAGGUAAAACGAUGUAAUGCACUUAUGUGCGCUUUAUAAAUAUUAUUAUUAUUAUUAUUAUUUAAUAAUAAAAAUAUAGUUCAAUUUUAACUACAACAACACUAGACAACUAAUCCCGAAUUUAAUUACUGACAGACAGGCUUAUGCGAGGUGCACACAUAGCAUAGUACUUUUAACAUCGUGCCCGCAUAAACACACAGAAUAUAAGCAUGUUUAAUUCAACGAACGGAUCGAGAAUUCAUUUAUAAAAAGCAGGGUAGUCGAGAAAUGUAAUUUGUUUUCCAAGUACUGUAUGGUAUUAGGCAUACAGUUAGCGUUUUGAGGAACAUGAGUACGUACGGAUCAAUUCCAGCAGAUACCAAGAAAACCUCUUCGAAGCGAGAAUGGUCUGUAGAGCCGUUUACCAGUAAUGGAAUUCGUUCACUACCAAAACAAAAAGGCGUCUUACCGCCAUUUAUCAGUGCUGAAGUCUGCGUUAUACUUUACGCGUUUAUUUACUCCGUAAUAUCUACAAUUCAGGUGCAAUACGUCGAUUAUAUCGAAAGACUUGAUUCCGAUACCUUGGAGCCUGAAACCUGUGCCAACGAAUCUUCAUCCGAGGAAUAUGACAUCCAGAUGCGUGUCAACUUUAUCGUCCUUGGAUUUGUAGUCUCUAGUAGUCUGACAAGUUUCUUUACAGUUCCAAUAAUAAGUCAAUUCUCACUACACAUAGGAUAUAAAUGGGGAUUGGUGAUAAACCUAAUAUCCUUGCUUGUUUCAUGCUGUAUUUGGUUGAUCUCGGUAAGCCUUCAAACCUCGUAUUGGUGGUUGGUUGUUGCGCAGUUUGUCCAAGGACUUGGAGGAGGGGUUGCAGGUGCUCAAGCUCUUGCCACGGCCUACUUAUCGCUUUUAUUUGAUGCGUAUCAUCUAACUAAACGCCUAGCCGUCACUGGCGCACUUUCUCAGCUCUCAAUGGGAUCUGCGCAGUUACUCGUCGGUUACGCGAUCAGUGAAUAUAAUUUUACCACAUCGUUUAUUAUAGUCACAUUGGUUAGUACUGCAUUGACUGUGUACACCGCAGCAUAUAUCAAGCAUAUACCACCUAAUGCCAGUGAUACGACCGGUCGUGACAUUUUCCGAAAAAUAAAGUUACUUAUUAAAGAAAAUUCUACAACAGAAAAUCGCGAACUUGCCUUAAUAUGUCUGGUUUUGUGUGCUCACUGGAGCAUAAUUCGAUCGUCUGUCGUUCUUGCUAUUUUGUACAUUGUUUCAUACCCACUUUGUUGGGAAAGUGAGAGAGUUGGUUGUUUCCUGGCUUUACUUUUUGGACUGGGGAGCAUAGGACCGCUACUCGUGUUUUUUGGCACUAUUCCUGACCUGUACUUAUCUUUACUGGGGAUAGCAUCAUCUGGGAUCUUUGUAAUAUUCUGUGCAUUUGGUUACUCUUCUGAACUCAUGUUCAUCGGUGCUUCUGUGUCUAUGUUUCGGGCGAUAGUUGGCGCUGCUCUUCUUGCGUACCUGAGCAAAAUGUAUUCCCAUCCCAGAAGUAAGGUAGUUUUAGCGAUAGCUGGCUGCAGUAUUGCUGUUGCUGAGGUCAUUGCACCAGGAAUAUUUCAAACUAUUUACGGCUUUACAUUACAUAUAUCGACGUCAAUCACCUUCUUUUUUAUGUUCUUCAUUUAUGCUCCGUGUGCAUUGAUAAUAGGUAUUUAUGCAGGUUUGAUACCAACAUCAUGCAGUAAUCCCGGUAACGAUCAAGAUGAAUUACAAAGUGAAGAUACAGAAGACAUACUACUUUUAGCUGAGAAGUGUUAAUUUCUUAUAGGCCUAUCAAUUGUUUUCAGUAAACAAAUAUUAUGACCCGUCAGAUUCUCUUGGUCGGUAAACAGAAACAGCAAUGAAGUCCAAGAAACACUAAAAUAUCAGUCAAUUAAGAACAAUGCACUGCAAAUUUUAAAGGAUCAGAUAAAUCAUCAACUCAAUUUAUCAUAAGUCUAUCAAAAUACAUAUUUGCUGAAUUAAAGAGACAAUUUAAUGGCAAAAAAUUGAUAAUUUUCAAUAGCUAAAUAGCAUAUUUUUAAACGUAAUUAAAAGAUACAAUAAAACUAAUGUUUGCAUAUAAACAGUACACUGAUGUUAUUUCGAGUAUAUGUAUGCCAAUGUUAGUGCAUGUUUGAAAACAAAAUACAAUAGGAUAAUAAGAAUUAAUAAUGAUAAUGAUGAUGACGAUG